AUGGGCCUCGGAAUUCUCGAGGCUCAUGGCCACGAAAGGGUCCCAGGUACCACAAGAUACUUUGACGAACCAACCCGCCCACAAGAGGCUUCCGACAAUGAACAACACUUGAAAUCCGAUCCGAUUUCCCACAUCAUCCUCGUCCCUCAACCUUCUGAUGACCCCAACGAUCCCCUCAAUUGGCCAAUAUGGAAGCGUGAUCUAAUUACCUUCACCCUGUGCUUUGCUGCCAUCUUGGCCACCGCCCUCGGCGCCAUUCUAGCUUCCAAUACACUUGUUAUUUCCGCCUACUUCAGCGCCACUCUGUCGGAUACCGCCGCGUUAACGGGCUACUAUCUGCUCGGCGCUGGUUGCGCUGCAAUCUUCUUCGUUCCCUCUGGUCGCAUUUGGGGCAAACGCCAUCUGUUCCUGAUUGGCAUCAUCUUUGUCAUCUUUUCCAGCGCCUGGGGUGGUGCUACCGGCAACUUCCCUCCAAAGGCUAGAGAUGCCCCGUUUGGUCAGUCGCGAGAUCAAAAAUCUCAUUACAACAGCCUCGCCGCGGCCCGCGCCUUCCAGGGCAUCGGUGCCGCUCCAUUCGAAAGUUUGCUCAAUGCCGCUGUCGGCGACUUGUACUGCGUCCACCAGCGCGGUGUCCGCAUGGCCUUCACCAAUUUGGCCGUCUUUGGAGGUGCUUUCUUUACCCCUGUUGUCGUGGGCAAAAUCACACACACGAUUGGUUGGCAGUGGACCUUCUAUCUGUUAGCCAUCUUCUCGGCCGUCACAUUCCCUGCGGUGUUCCUCUUCUGUCCCGAAACUGCCUACAGACGCGAGGCAAAACUCAACAUCGAUAGCGUGGUCGAAGAGGAGAAACUGAACCCUUCCACAAGUCCUCCUAGCUCUACGGCUCCCCAACCUGUCGAACCUCCUCGCCCCCAUGGAUUUAUCCUCUUCCCGAAGUCGUCGGCGAUGCAGCCAAUCGGCCACGCGAAUACACCAGUGAAGACCUUUGUCGAGUCAAUGUCGUUGUUCGACGGCAGAAAGACUCAUGAACGCUAUUGGGUCCUAUUCCUUCGGCCAUUCCCCCUUAUCUUGAACCCUGCCUUUGUUUGGGGCUGCCUCAUCCAGGGUGCUAUGAUUGGAUGGACCAUCUUCAUUGGUGUUAUUAUUGCUGUCGUCUUUAUUGGACCACCAUUCUUUUGGGGCGAGGAAAAGGCCGGCUAUACUUACACCGCGCCGUUUCUGGGAGCCUUGUUGGGUUUUAUUAUUUCUGGUCUUUUGGCCGAUACAACCGCAAAGGCGCUCACAAAGCGUAACAAUGGCAUUUACGAGCCCGAGUUUCGACUUAUCCUCGUUAUUCCUAUGCUCAUUGCAGCAGGAAUUGGGCUAUACGGAUUCGGCAUUACAUCCAACGACCUGCUGUCGGGCAAGUACUCGUACACUGUUCCGUUGGUUUUCUUUGCCUUUGAAGUCGGCGGCAUGGUUAUUGGCAGUGUUGCUAGUUCACUGUACAUCGUAGACGCGUACCGCGAUUUAACCAUUGAAGGGUUUACCUUGAUGAUUAUCUUCAAGAACAUUUUCAGUUUCGUUCUUACCUUUUAUGCGUACGACUGGGUUAUUGGCGGUGGAUUCCGGACCGUGUUUCUCAUUGUAGCAUCUAUUCAAAUGGGGAUUUGUUUGCUCAGCCUACCGCUGUAUAUAUUCGGGAAGCGUAUCAGAGCAUUCUAUACCCGCAACGACCUUUUAGCCUUGACUCGUCUUCGAUAA
This is a messenger RNA of Metarhizium brunneum ARSEF 3297, 1743 nucleotides long. RefSeq lists its product as uncharacterized. Gene Ontology annotation, cellular component: plasma membrane. Gene Ontology annotation, biological process: transmembrane transport. The record is from RefSeq and is a predicted model, not a curated record. Gene Ontology annotation, molecular function: transmembrane transporter activity. NCBI's taxonomy places the organism in Eukaryota, Fungi, Ascomycota, Sordariomycetes, Hypocreales, Clavicipitaceae.